GCGAUUUCUUUUCACCCCCCCCCAGAAUACGUCUCUCUCGAGCUCCCCAGUCCACUCGCCGGCGAAACUCCCACCGGAAUUCUCAGCGAUCUCUCCGGAUUCUCUCUCUAUCUAUCUCGAUCUCUCUGUCUUCUCUCCUUGUAGGUUCGCCGACUGUUUUUCAUCUCACAUCUGUCUGAUCACGUCCUUCGUGUUGGUCUUUACGUUUUCCAUCGCAGCACCCGAGGAUUUUGUUGAAUUUCGCUCUUGUUGUAUUUGAAUCGUGCUCGUUCUUCCGUAAUUUUGAUCCAUGGGUGAUUAUUUGAGCGGCGAGGAGGAUUAUUAUUACUCCUCCGAUCAAGAGUCCCUUAAUGGGUUGGAUAACGAAGACUCCGAUUUGCUGUUAGCAUCGUCCAGAGAACCCACCACGAAGGUUAUUACAAAGGAAUCACUUCUGGUGGCACAGAGGGAGGAUCUUCGAAGGGUGAUGGAUUUAUUAUCGGUUAAGGAGCACCAUGCUCGUACUCUUCUUAUUCAUUACCGGUGGGAUGUAGAGAAGUUAUUUGCAGUUCUUGUUGAGAAAGGGAAGGGUAGCUUGUUUGCUGCAGCCGGUGUCUCUGUUCAUGAGCAUCAACAGGACAGUUCAUCCUUGUCUCCUUCGACAACAAUGACUUGUGACAUCUGCAUAGAGGAUGCACUGGGUGAUCAGAUAACGAGAAUGGACUGUGGCCAUUGCUUUUGCAAUAACUGUUGGACAGUGCAUUUUAGUGUGAAGAUAAACGAGGGUCAGAGCAAAAGGAUUAGAUGCAUGGCUCAUAAGUGCAAUGCCAUUUGUGAUGAAGAUGUUGUCAGGAGAUUGGUUGGUAAAAGCCGUCCAGAUCUUGCAGAGAAGUUUGAUCGUUUUCUUCUGGAGUCGUACAUUGAAGACAACAAGAAGGUAAAGUGGUGUCCGAGCACUCCGCAUUGCGGGAAUGCGAUACGUGUUGAGGAUGACGAGUUGUGCGAGGUAGAAUGUUCCUGCGGUUGUCAGUUCUGUUUCAGUUGCUUGUCUGAAGCCCACUCCCCUUGCUCUUGUUUGAUGUGGGAGCAAUGGAGAAAGAAAUGCCAGGACGAGUCCGAGACUGUUAAUUGGAUAACCGUUAACACGAAGCCGUGUCCCAAAUGUGUCAAACCUGUUGAGAAGAAUGGCGGGUGCAAUCUCGUCACGUGUAUUUGUGGGCAAUCAUUUUGUUGGUUAUGUGGUGGAGCCACUGGAAGGGAUCAUACUUGGUCUAGAAUCUCAGGUCAUAGUUGCGGCCGGUACCAAGAAGACAAGGAGAAACAGAUGGAGAGAGCUAAAAGAGACCUUUAUCGGUAUAUGCAUUAUCAUAACCGAUACAAAGCACAUACCGAUUCCUUCAAGCUAGAGAGUAAACUCAAGGAUACGAUCCUUGAAAAAGUGUCGAUUUCAGAAGAGAGGGAGUUGAAACUUAAGGAUUUCAGCUGGGUUACCAAUGGACUCAAUCGGUUAUUCCGAUCAAGGCGAGUUCUUUCGUAUUCAUACCCUUUUGCGUUUUACAUGUUCGGAGAUGAGCUGUUCAAAGACGAGAUGACGGCUCAGGAGAGGGAAAUAAAGCAGAAUCUCUUCGAGGAUCAGCAGCAACAGCUUGAGGCUAAUGUCGAGAAACUUUCCAAGUUCUUGGAAGAGCCAUUUGAUCGGUACACGGAUGAUAAGGUCAUGGACAUUAGGAUCCAAGUCAUCAACCUCUCUGUCACGGUCGAUACCCUCUGCAAGAAAAUGUAUGAGUGCAUCGAGAACGAAUUACUGGGCUCUCUCCAACUCGGCAUCCACAAUAUCGCUCCUUACAACUCGAAAGGAAUCGAGAGAGCAUCCGACUUUUAUACGUCUAGGAAUUCCAAGUGACCUAAAGAAAUGAUCCCGAUGAAUCUUUUUUCCUCUUUGUUUUUUUUUGGCGUGUGUGCAGAAGGAACUUCAAGGAUUGAACGGGCCUCGGGAUCGGGGAACUCGGAAGAAACCAGUUGCUCCUCCAAGAAACGAGCCCGGAAAGACGGAACCUUUGGAGGCGGCAGCAGAAAAGGAGCCUUGCUCGAUCUGAACUUGCCUGCAGAGGUCAUAGACCGGAACUGAGCUUACCCUUCUCCUCACGGUAACGCCUUUUUCCCCGUCCGAAUAAUGUGUAUAGCUCCUAACCUGAGCCCCGAUUCCUCCCCUCGCCCGUUGCGAUAUUUUUUCUGCGGAUUCGGGGAAAAGGGUAAGAAGGCUGCUACCUCGUCCUCUUGCUUUUUUGGUUUGGGAUUAUAUAUAUAUCCAACUCUGGCUUUUGUUUUGGGAGGGAAUCCUGUCUGGUGGACGUUGUUCAAAGGAAUGCUUAUUAUAGGGUUCUUCUCUGUACAUCUCUCUCUCUCUCUCUAUCUAUCUAUCUCUAUACUCA
Tarenaya hassleriana is the source of this 2411-nucleotide messenger RNA. Its product is annotated as probable E3 ubiquitin-protein ligase ARI2. Gene Ontology annotation, cellular component: ubiquitin ligase complex; cytoplasm. The transcript is spliced from 7 exons. Gene Ontology annotation, biological process: ubiquitin-dependent protein catabolic process; positive regulation of proteasomal ubiquitin-dependent protein catabolic process; protein polyubiquitination. Gene Ontology annotation, molecular function: ubiquitin protein ligase activity; zinc ion binding; ubiquitin conjugating enzyme binding. NCBI's taxonomy places the organism in Eukaryota, Viridiplantae, Streptophyta, Magnoliopsida, Brassicales, Cleomaceae. The record is from RefSeq and is a predicted model, not a curated record.